UUUUGAGCCGCUGGUGCCACCAUAGCUACUGCUGCGGCUACCGCGGCAGGAGCAGAAGCCGUCGAUCGCGAUGCCCGAGGGCGCUGUGAGCUGGGCCCUAGCGAACGGGGGCGCUGACGAGUAGUAGGGUCUCCGGAGUGGGCAGUGGGUGUGGGGGGCUGAAACGGAGCUCCCAAGACGGGUGCGGAAGGGAGGUUCUCGCAUCUGAUCGGGCCAGCGUGAGCCCGGAGGCCAGCGCGUUGCUUCGGCCCCUUGCCGGGUGGCUUCGAAGGCCUCCUCCCUUGGAUACCUCAGUUACCAUGGGAACACUUGGACUGUAACCGGCGCCAGACCGGUCACCAGCCCAUCCCAUUCUUCAGUUAAACGCCUCUGGCAGGCCAGUGAAAGUGCAUAUCCGAAGGCCGUGUUGAGCGAGAAGGCAGUACCGCUGUUGAGACAAGUAAUUCCUAAGGCCAGGCCAGGGACUGUCCUUAGGGGCUCCUCGUUAUGAUGGCUGGAGAAGGGUCAACCAUUACUAGCCGCAUCAAGAACUUGCUGCGGUCUCCAUCCAUCAAAUUACGCAGAAGUAAAGCAGGAAACCGAAGAGAGGACCUCAGUUCCAAGGUGACCUUGGAGAAGGUACUGGGAGUAACAGUAUCUGGAGGCAGAGGACUUGCUUGUGAUCCCCGAUCUGGCUUAGUAGCCUACCCAGCUGGGUGUGUGGUCGUCCUCUUCAAUCCCCGGAAGCACAAACAGCAUCACAUCCUCAACAGUUCCAGGAAAACCAUUACUGCCCUUGCCUUCUCCCCUGAUGGCAAGCACUUGGUCACUGGAGAGAGUGGGCACAUGCCUGCCGUGCGGGUUUGGGAUGUGGCUGAACGGAACCAGGUAGCAGAGCUGCAAGAGCAUAAGUAUGGCGUGGCUUGUGUGGCUUUCUCCCCGAGUGCCAAGUACAUUGUGUCUGUGGGUUACCAGCAUGACAUGAUUGUCAACGUGUGGGCCUGGAAGAAAAACAUUGUAGUGGCCUCCAACAAAGUGUCUAGUCGGGUAACAGCAGUGUCCUUUUCUGAAGACUGCAGCUACUUUGUCACUGCAGGCAACCGGCACAUCAAAUUCUGGUACCUGGAUGACAGUAAGACCUCGAAGGUGAAUACCACUGUGCCCCUGCUGGGCCGCUCAGGGCUGCUGGGGGAGCUGCGGAACAACCUGUUCACAGAUGUGGCCUGUGGCCGAGGGAAAAAGGCUGAUAGCACUUUCUGUAUCACGUCGUCGGGGCUACUGUGCGAGUUCAGUGAUCGACGGCUUCUGGACAAAUGGGUGGAGCUAAGAACCACUGUGGCCCACUGCAUCUCGGUAAGCCAAGAAUAUAUCUUCUGUGGCUGUGCUGAUGGCACAGUGCGCCUUUUCAAUCCUUCCAACCUGCACUUCCUCAGUACCCUACCCAGACCCCAUGCCCUUGGAACAGACAUCGCCAGCAUCACUGAGGCCAGUCGCCUCUUUUCUGGGGGUGCCAAUGCAAGGUACCCAGACACCAUUGCCUUGACCUUUGAUCCAACUAAUCAGUGGCUAUCUUGUGUAUACAACGACCACAGCAUCUAUGUUUGGGAUGUGAGAGACCCCAAGAAAGUGGGAAAGGUGUACUCAGCUCUGUACCAUUCCUCCUGUGUCUGGAGUGUGGAGGUCUACCCUGAGAUCAAGGACAGUAACCAGGCCUGUCUUCCCCCCAGUUCCUUUAUUACUUGCUCUUCAGACAACACCAUCCGCCUGUGGAACACCGAGAGCUCUGGGGUACACGGCUCUACCCUGCACCGUAACAUCCUCAGCAAUGAUCUUAUUAAGAUCAUCUAUGUGGACGGAAACACUCAGGCUCUGUUGGACACUGAGCUGCCUGGAGGAGACAAGGCUGAGGGGUCCCUGAUGGAUCCCCGAGUGGGCAUCCGUUCCAUGUGUAUCAGCCCCAAUGGACAGCACCUGGCUUCGGGAGACCGCAUGGGCACACUUAGGGUACAUGAACUGCAGUCCCUGAGUGAGAUGCUGAAAGUAGAGGCCCACGACUCUGAGAUCUUGUGCCUGGAGUACUCUAAGCCAGACACAGGUUUGAAACUGCUAGCAUCAGCAAGCCGGGACCGUCUGAUCCAUGUGCUGGACGCUGGGCGGGAGUAUAGUCUGCAGCAGACACUGGACGAGCAUUCAUCCUCCAUCACUGCUGUCAAGUUUGCAGCCAGUGAUGGGCAAGUGCGAAUGAUCAGCUGUGGUGCAGACAAGAGCAUUUACUUCCGAACUGCACAGAAGUCUGGAGAAGGAGUACAGUUUACACGAACACACCACGUGGUCCGGAAGACGACCCUCUAUGACAUGGACGUGGAGCCCAGCUGGAAGUACACCGCCAUCGGCUGCCAGGACCGCAACAUCCGGAUCUUUAACAUUAGCAGCGGGAAGCAAAAAAAGCUGUUCAAAGGGUCACAGGGUGAAGAUGGCACUCUCAUUAAGGUGCAGACAGACCCCUCAGGAAUCUACAUUGCCACCAGCUGUUCCGAUAAGAAUCUCUCCAUUUUUGACUUCUCCUCAGGCGAGUGUGUGGCCACCAUGUUUGGUCACUCAGAGAUUGUCACUGGCAUGAAAUUUAGUAAUGAUUGCAAACACCUCAUCUCUGUGUCGGGGGACAGCUGCGUAUUUGUCUGGCGUCUGAGCUCUGAGAUGACCAUCAGCAUGAGGCAGCGCCUGGCGGAAUUGCGUCAGCGCCAGCGGGGGAUCAAGCAGCAAGGAACAACCUCUCCCCAAAGGACUUCUGGAGUCAAACAGCACCAUGCUCCAGUGGCACCCCCUUCUGGACCAGCUCUUUCCUCAGACAGUGACAAGGAGGGAGAAGAUGAGGGUACCGAAGAAGAAGAAGUGCCAGCUCUGCCCAUCCUUGGCAAGAGCACCAAGAAGGAACUAGCCUCAGGGUCUAGUCCAGCCUUGCUCCGAAGCCUGUCCCACUGGGAAAUGAGUCGGGCACAAGAGAGCAUGGAGUUCCUGGACCCAGCUCCUGCAGCUGACACAGGACCUAAAAGAAGAGGGCGCUGGGCUCAGCCAGGUGUGGAGCUGAGUGUUCGUUCCAUGUUGGACCUGCGGCAGCUGGAGACCCUGGCCCCAAGCCCUCGAGGCCCCAGCCAGGACUCGUUGGCUGUGUCCCCAGCGGGUCCUGGGAAGCGUGAUCAACAGGCCCCUGAACUGUCGUGUGUUAGCCAGAAUGAAAGAGCCCCUCGGCUUCAGGCCUCCCAGCCCUGCUCCUGCCCCCACAUUAUCCGGCUGUUGUCACAAGAGGAAGGAGUCUUUGCCCAAGAUCUGGAGCCUGCACCCAUUGAAGAUGGUAUUGUCUACCCGGAACCCAGUGACAGCCCUACCAUGGAUACCAGUGCGUUUCAGGUGCAGGCUCCAACCGGAGGAUCCCUAGGACGAGGGUACCCCGGCAGCAGGGGCUCAGAAAAGCACAGUCCUGACAGCGCCUGCUCUGUGGAUUACAGCAGCAGCCGGCUUUCCAGCCCUGAACACCCCAAUGAAGACUCUGAGAGCACAGAACCCCUAAGUGUGGAUGGCAUCUCCUCAGACCUGGAAGAGCCAGCUGAGGGCGAUGAAGAAGAGGAAGAAGAGGGAGGCCCUGGCCUCUGUGGGCUACAGGACAGCAGCCCUCAUACACCGGAUCAGGAGCAGUUUCUUAAACAGCACUUUGAGACUCUGGCCAAUGGGGCUGCUCCAGGGGGCCCAGCACGGGUCCUAGAGAGGACAGAGUCUCGGAGCAUCUCAUCACGGUUCCUCCUGCAAGUGCAGACCUCCCCACUCAGGGAGCCAUCCUUAUCCUCCUCAGGCUUGGCCCUGAUGUCCAGACCUGACCAGGUAUCACAGAUUUCUGGUGAGCAGCUGAAAAGCAGCGGUGCCACUCCCCCAGGAGCACCCCCAGAAAUGGACCCCUCUUCUGGCAACUCUGGCCCCAAGCAGGUGGCCCCUGUGCUGUUGCCACGACGGCGUAACAACCUGGACAACAGCUGGGCCUCCAAGAAAAUGGCUGCAACCCGGCCGUUAGCUGGACUCCAGAAAGCCCAGUCUGUGCAUAGUUUGGUACCACAGGAUGAGGCGCCUUCAUCACGUCCACUGCUCUUCCGGGAGGCAGAGAUCCAGGGCAGUUUAGGAUCCCUGCCACAAGCUGACGGCUGCUCAUCUCAGCCCCACUCCUACCUGAAACCCACCACCAGUUCUAUGGUCAAGCUAGCUCGUAGCAUUUCUGUUGGCGAGAAUCCAGGCCUGGCAGCUGAACCUCAAGCUCCUGCAGCAGUCCGAAUCUCACCAUUCAACAAAUUAGCUCUGCCUAGCAGGGCUCACCUUGUCCUGGAUAUCCCCAAACCACUUCCUGACCGUCCUACGCUGACCACAUUCUCACCUGUAUCCAAGGGCCUGACCCACAAUGAAACAGAACAAUCGGGCCCUUUGGUGAGCCUAGGAAAGGCUCCUACUACAGUUGAAAAGCACUCCUGUUUAGGGCAGGGUACUACUCAUAAAUCUAGAACAGAGUGCCAGGCUCAUCCUGGCCCCAACCACCCCUGUGUCCAGCAACUGCCAGUCAGCAACCUUCUCCAAGGCCCUGAGAACUUGCAGUCCCUGUCCCCUGAGAAGACUCAUAACCCUGUGGAAAGCAGCAAGCCAGGGGCAGCCCUGAGCCAGGACUCAGAACUGGCCUUGAGCUUGCAACAGUGUGAACAGCUUGUGGCCGAGCUCCAGGGGAAUGUUCGCCAGGCGGUGCGGCUCUACCGCGCGGUGACCAGCUGUAAGACACCUUCAGCAGAGCAAAGUCACAUCACCCAUCUCCUGAGAGACACCUUCUCUUCAGUGCGGCAGGAGCUCGAGGCUCUGGCUGGGGCUGUGCUGUCCAGCCCAGGUGGCAGCCCUGGGGCUGUGGGGGCUGAGCAAACUCAGGCCCUGUUGGAGCAGUACUCAGAGCUAUUGCUAAGAGCCGUGGAGCGGCGCAUGGAGCGCAGACUCUGAGUUCCGAAGCCUAUCCCAAGAGAAAUGCUCUCCAUUCCAAACUGUAGCCCUGCUCCCACUCAAGAAAACAUGAGGCUGUCUGGAGUGGAUAGCCGUGGCCAAUGCUGAGAGGCAAAGCAGCUCUCCCAGCGCCCUCGGGCCCUGUAUUUAUUAAUUUAUUUCCCUGGCUGUUGCCUCACUUCCUUGGGACUCCUGUCUCUAAAGCUUGGCCUGGGGCUCAUAGCAGGGCAGGUCUUGAGUCUAUGUCAUCUUGGUGCUGUGAGGGGUAGGAGGGCAGCCUGCCUCACCUGGGGACAUUGGGAAGGGCUGGCCUUCUCUUCUUAGAAGCCAUUUGAAGUUACUUCAGGGAUGAGCUCCCUGGGGUGGAGCAUACACAGGGUAUUCUGGGGUAGAGAUGAGAGGUAAUGUGGUAUUCAGUAUCCUAAAGCCAACUGUAGACCUUUACCUCUACUCCCACACCAGCUGCACUCCCCUGCCUGCCAGAGCAGGGGUGGUUCCCCCCCCCCCCAACUCAUGGCAGUGAGAAAGACAGCUGCCUGGCCUCCAGGGUAUUCCCAGCCAUUAGAAGACUUGAGUUGGUAUCAGGACCUGAGCCCCCACAUUCCAAUCCCAUGUUCCCUGCAAGAGAGCCCUAGCGUUUUUUCUGCUCCCAUCCCUUUUCCCCCUUUGGAGCUAGUUGUGGGAUUUUGCUGCAGGACAGUAAAGCCCCUCUGCUGGGCACACACAGCCUGGCUACUUCCCUCAGCCUCCUAGGCUUCCUUGUUCUCUGACUCGGUCUCCAGCGGACGAUUGAACCCCUGGGGACUACUUUCUUCCUACAUCCUGGGCAAUGCGCAAUCAGAAACCUGUAUAGGGAGCACCCUCGUGGUUUACAGGGCAAAGGCCCACCUUCCUAGGACCUUGGCGCCUCUCUCUCUCUCUCUCUCUCUCUCUCUCUCUCUCUCUCUCUCUCUGUCUGUCUCUCUCUCUCUCUCUCUCUCUCUCUCUCUCUCUCUCUCACACACACACACACACACACACACACACACACGCAUGCAUGCACACACACAAAUCAUAUGCAAGGUCGAGUGCUCAUUGUUAGGACACUUGCCUGGCUGAUAUGCACCUGGUUUCCUCACAUUUUUGCCUCAGCUUCACUGGAUGAACUGGAUCUCUGAUCCAGAAAUACAAAAAGGAAUGGAUACACUAAACAAAUUCUAGAGUCUUGGUGUCCACAGCCAGGCUGACAGGAGAUGUCCUAUGGGGCACCUGGCACAGGCAGGAGGCUCUUUUUCAAAGGCAGUGUUGGGUGCCCAGGGAUACUGGACACUGGAGAUUGUGGAAUGGAGGCGCUGGGCAAGAGACACGCUGGAAAGUGAUAGCCGGACAGGUAGGUGGCAGAGGCAGGGAUAGAAUUAAGGUAAUUGUUAGAGGGUAAAGAAAAGAGAGAGAGGCUGUAGGUAGGAACAAGUCGUGAGAUGGUUGCAGAAUUGGAGUGAGUAUGUCUUUGGGCCUGGGCCCUCCUUUCCUCUGCAUCAGGUAAGGCAGAGUGACAUUUCACCAGGUUUAGAUGACAAAAACCAGUAGAGACCUCGAAGCCACUUCAAGUUUUGAAUGCAGAGGCUAGAAGGAAACUAGGUUUUAAUGGGUCCUUAGCUUUGUUGGUUCGGCCUCAAUGUUGAGUACACCCAAACCAUGCGUGCCCAUUUUUCUAACAUCCGCAUAGCCAAACUCCUAGUCCAAAGAACCGCAGCAGCUGGAGGUGGGCCGGUUGGCAGUCUGAGGGUUAGAAGUCGGCCCACAGCCCUGACCUCCACCACGUUUUAGAAGUCUUUAUGCCACCUGCCCUUCUAAAGGGAGCGCCACUACCCUGCAUGGGCGGGGUCUUGUGGUGGAUGGCGUUUUGUCCCCUUGUGCAUGUCUGAGGCCACUGGCAACUGCUGCCCCACGUCCAGGUUUGUCCCAUCCCAUUUUGAAAGCCCCUUAUUUAUAACUUUUAUACCGUGGCGCCAGUCUCCACCCCGGCUGUACGGGGCGGAGCUGUUUUAACGUUUCGUUUGUACGGAUGUAUGAAAUUGUCAAUAAACACAAUCAUUUGUUAA
Apodemus sylvaticus (European woodmouse) is the source of this 7079-nucleotide messenger RNA. RefSeq names its product mitogen-activated protein kinase binding protein 1 (gene Mapkbp1). Bases 487 to 4998 code for a protein of 1503 amino acids. The record is from RefSeq and is a predicted model, not a curated record. The transcript is spliced from 31 exons. Gene Ontology annotation, molecular function: protein binding. NCBI's taxonomy places the organism in Eukaryota, Metazoa, Chordata, Mammalia, Rodentia, Muridae.